Ilex paraguariensis (yerba mate) is the source of this 683-nucleotide messenger RNA. Lineage: Eukaryota; Viridiplantae; Streptophyta; Magnoliopsida; Aquifoliales; Aquifoliaceae. The record is from the annotation of a GenBank genome assembly.
AAAAGUUUUAUGGUAAGGUUCUUUUAUAACAAAGAGAAUGAGAGUUUCAGAUCAAAAGGUGACCAGAAAACUUGUAUCCCUCACCGGAAAAAUGCCCAGGUUUAGCCUUUUAUCUCUUGUCAAGUGCUUCAAUGGAUGUCGCGACAAUACUCAGGUGUCGGGGCUUGGCACAAGGAUAUGGAACAUGAGCGAUAAACCCGUGGAGCUUCAGGUAAGAGUGGGAUCAAUACUGAAGAAAGGUCACACAUUGAAGCCAGGUUCAUCAAAGAGACUCAAGUGUAAGAACAUUUACAAGGCUUACAUGCCUGGUAGUAGAGGUGGUGGUGCUGGUGGCGGUGGAGGGGGGAUGAGGAGUUUGCUAUAUUACUAUGAUGAGACUUGCCACCCUUAUAUUUGGAUUCAUGACACUGGGUGUGAUUUCUCUAGGAUGGUGAAGCAGCAGUACAUCAGUCUUGAGGAUUUACGCGAUUGCUCGGAGAUCAGAAUCUUCAGAGACCAUCAGAGAGGUUGCAUAUCGGUUCGAAAGAAAGUGAGACCAGAUUUUUGUUGAAUUUUUUCUCCUUAUUGUUAAGUUGUAUACUUGAAUCAACUGAAUAUAGGUUCUGUUUUGUUUUUCGCUUCGUUUUUUUUUUUAUAGCCUUUGGGAGUGGUUGAAGAAUUUGUGUGACAUAGUUGUAUAAUAG